AUGGCUCUGUCUCCAUACUUGCAGCUUGAAGUAGCCGGUUGCAUUACAGAUCCAGCAUUUUACCAGGCAAAAUGUGCAGCAGAGGAGCUGAAACGGACAUAUCCUUCCCAUAUGGCUGAGCCAGUCAUAAGCCCACUUCUGGAAUUUGCCUGGGAUAUGUACUUAACUCAGAAAAAGAAGGAGCUCAAGGGUGACAUGUGGGGCUUCUCCUCCCAUGUCAUGUGCUUUAUCAAUGGCCAGCUUAUUGGAGAUGAGAAAGAUUUCCUCAAGUGGACAGAAAAUGAAUUUGGCUACGUAGAUUUCAGACCGAAAGCUCUGUAUGAUGCCAUAGCUGAAGAGUUUUAUUCUGAUUACCUAAAGGACAUUCAGCACACAUUUGUUUACAUGGACAUUUCCAUUGAUCAGAAACCUAUUGGGAGAUUAUUAUUUGAGCUUUUUACAGAUGUCUGUCCAAAGACGUGCAGAAAUUUUGAGGCACUUUGCACAGGAGAGGUAGGUUUCUCACCUACAAACAUUCGGCUGUCUUACCAAGGAAGUCUAUUUCAUAGGCUGGUGAAGAGUACCUGGAUUCAAGGAGGAGACAUUUCUAAUGGUAGAGGAGAUGGUGGAAUAUCUAUUUAUGGAGAAACAUUUGAAGAUGAGACCUUUGCAAUCUCUCACUGCAAGAGAGGAAUUCUUGGGAUGGCUAACAAGGGACGGCAUACGAGUGGAAGCCAGUUCUAUAUCACACUGCAGCCAACUCUUUGGAUGAACACCAAGUUUGUGGCUUUUGGGCAACUGGUAGCAGGCACAGAUGUUCUCGAUGAAUUGGAAUCAGUUUCCACAUAUAACGAGAGACCAACAGUGGAAUGUAAAAUCACAGAUUGUGGUCUCUAUUCUCCCUAA
Messenger RNA from Hemiscyllium ocellatum (epaulette shark), 885 nucleotides. It is a transcript of the gene ppil6, whose product is annotated as peptidylprolyl isomerase (cyclophilin)-like 6. The transcript has 8 exons. Gene Ontology annotation, molecular function: peptidyl-prolyl cis-trans isomerase activity. The record is from RefSeq and is a predicted model, not a curated record. The coding region runs from base 1 to 885 and encodes 294 amino acids. Gene Ontology annotation, biological process: protein peptidyl-prolyl isomerization. NCBI's taxonomy places the organism in Eukaryota, Metazoa, Chordata, Chondrichthyes, Orectolobiformes, Hemiscylliidae.